GUAUCUUGAUCUUGGCUGCAUGAGGAGGAGGAGGAGGAGAUAGGAUGUGACACCGCCUUGCGUUUGAUGACGCUUGCCAUCGGGAGACAUUUGGACAGCCUAUGUUGUAACCCAAAUACCGAGGAGCAACAAAUGUGCGUCUGCGCUGGAGGAGACCCUAAUGCUGCUGGAGGAGUUAGGGAGAUGUUUCCGCCGACUGAGUGGCUUUAAUGAUCCGCUGCAGAGCCUUCUUGCUGCGGUAUCAUCUGUUGAGCGGAUUGGAGACAAUUAAGCGCAUUAUGAUGAGUCCGACUUACAGGUGAAAUUUGAGGAGAGUGAAAUGAUUCCAAAGUCAGGAAAAUCUCCAGCAGACUCGAGGAAAAGUGUUGGCAUCCAGGAGUUUGCAGCAUAUGCCAGAUCCUCCUUAAAUGGUAUCUCUCAGGCAGUGAAGGACCAUGUGACGAAGCCCACCUCCCUGGCUCAGGGCCGGGUCGCCCACCUCAUUGAGUGGAAAGGUUGGCCCAAACCUGCAGACCCGCCGCCAGCCGCCCACUUCAGCUCCUACUGCCAUCUGACUGAAGGAGAGAAGGAAGCCCGGUUUGCUGCAGGAGUGGCUGAGCAGUUCGCCAUCGCCGAGGCUAAGCUGCGUGCCUGGGCGUCUAUAGAUGACGACGACGAGGACGACUCCAACGAUGAGGACUCCCACACCAACGAGCAGACUCAAACCGUCUCCAGUCAGAGCGCAGACGCCGCCACGUCCGGUCCUAUCAGUGGAGCGCCAUGCCAGCCUGAGGUUGAAGGCGGCGAGGCACCGCCUUCCGAUAGCCCCCUGUGCUCCAGCAGCAACAGCGGCAGCGGCAGUCUGCUCUGUGGUAGGCCUGCGUCUCACAAUGACCCACAUUCAUCCCAGACCAAUUCACCUUCUUUACCCAGCGACUGCAUGAGUCCCUUCCUGGAAGAGGAUGAGAGGCUGGAUGGUCACGAGGAGGAGCAGCCGCCUCUUUUGCAGGAGCAACACAGCGAGGUCUGCGUCCACCACAAGCCCGAGUGGAGGCCCCGGGCCAGGAGCAGCAGGUUCGACUCCUGCUACUCCACCUCUCACUCCGAGUCUCCCGGAGAGGAGGAAGAGGAGGACGAGGAGGAGGAAGGCAGCGUGUUUCACGAGUUCAGAGCGUGGCAUUCCAGCCGGAGGAGCUUCUUCUCCGACCGGGCCUCCUCCGGAGUGGCGUCCUUCGACGAAGAGGAGGAGAGGGAUGAAGUAGAGGAGAAGAAAGAGGAUUUGAUGUGAUGUGUUGUCCAUCUUUAUGUCUCUUUGAGUCUGUGUGGAUAUGACAUAAUCUAUUCUGCUUUCACUGUUUACCUCCCACCGCCUCCUCCUCCGCCUCCCUCCCCAGAUCAUCUCCUCUCCACUCGCUGCCUUCUGUCCUCUCAUCCUCCAGGCCUUUCAUGUACUGAUCUCGCUCCACCGUUUAUCUGUUGUAAACAGUAUAACACAGUGUAUUGGAGAGUUCAACCAGAAUGUAAAGCUGUUGUUCAAACUGAGUUUUGUACAUUUUUGUGACGUGUUGCAUUGGUUUUUCUAUGGAUAUUUUGUAGUGUUGUUUUUUUUUCUGGGUCAUGCUGUGUCAUGUGGGUCGGGCUAUGUUUGAUACUGAAUGUCUGAAUGUCCUGCUUAUAAUAUAAAUAUGAUUUUUUUUGAAA
Molecule: messenger RNA, 1680 nt
Organism: Sebastes umbrosus (honeycomb rockfish)
Lineage: Eukaryota; Metazoa; Chordata; Actinopteri; Perciformes; Sebastidae
Gene: fam131aa
Product: family with sequence similarity 131 member A
Exons: 5
Coding region: 320-1267 (315 amino acids)
Source: RefSeq, a predicted model, not a curated record